AGUUGUUUUAAAAUGAAGCAUCAUAUUUGGUUGUUAAUAAGUUUACAUCUUUUGGUUACUCAAAAAAUAUCUGAUGUUAAUUCGAUUAUUGCAAAAGUAAAAAAUGUUGAACAAGAUGAAAGCCGUAUGGGUUUAGCUGAUUUAACAGGCAUAAAAAUGACAAAAUACAAUAAAACAAUGAUUGUUUUGAGUGGAAAAUAUAAAAUUUUCAAAAAAUUUGAAAACUUAAAGAUCAACGCACAAACAUUUAAAAAAAUGGGAAAUGGUUUUAUAGCAAUGUCCAUGUUUACCCUAAAGAAUCAAGAUUAUUGUGGCUUUCUAAAUGAUCCAAAAUGGCAAAAGAUAUUCUUUGAUAAAUUAUUCAAUCAUACUGACUUACCAUACAAUUGCAAUUCUCUACCGGGGGAAUAUACAAUUUCCGAAUACGUACCUGCGAUACCAGAAAACGUUCCAUCUGGGGAUUAUCGUAUGGAUCUUGAAUAUGUAAUGAAUGAUAAAAUAGAGACGAAAUAUAGAUUGUUUGUCGCAGUUAUAUAAACAAUUGUUUACUCAACUUUUGCUUCGGAGGCGGCGGCAGCAAGAAACUUCAAA
This is a messenger RNA of Chrysoperla carnea, 591 nucleotides long. RefSeq lists its product as uncharacterized. The record is from RefSeq and is a predicted model, not a curated record. Bases 13 to 537 code for a protein of 174 amino acids. The transcript is spliced from 4 exons. NCBI's taxonomy places the organism in Eukaryota, Metazoa, Arthropoda, Insecta, Neuroptera, Chrysopidae.